Messenger RNA from Platichthys flesus (European flounder), 6277 nucleotides. It is a transcript of the gene col5a3a, whose product is annotated as collagen, type V, alpha 3a. NCBI's taxonomy places the organism in Eukaryota, Metazoa, Chordata, Actinopteri, Pleuronectiformes, Pleuronectidae. Gene Ontology annotation, molecular function: extracellular matrix structural constituent. The transcript is spliced from 67 exons. Bases 150 to 5762 code for a protein of 1870 amino acids. The record is from RefSeq and is a predicted model, not a curated record.
ACCAAGCGAGUGGAACUACAGACUGGUUUCACUCCAUUUUUCCCUCUGCGCAUAUGGCAGCGUAUAGUUCCCGCAGAUAGAACUUGUGCAGGGAAGAACUUUGUGUUUGCGGAGGCAGAGCAGAGGAGGGGGGGUCUGCGCGUGCAAGGAUGGAACAUUUAAUAAGGACCAGGUCGCGCAGGAGAAUAUCGCUAUUUGUUUUCAUCCUGCUCCAUGUCACCACGACACAAGCCGCUGAUCCCAUUGAUGUUCUGAGAGUGCUGGAGCUGUCAGAGAACAUGGAGGGGGUGUCGCUGGAGGCCGGUCUGUGCACCAGCAGGAGGGGCAUGGAGGAGACGGACCUGGCUUACAAGAUAGAAAGAAAGAUCCAGCUCAGCGCUCCCACCAAACAGCUCUUCCCUGAUUCCCAAUUCCCUGAGGCCUUCUCCUUGAUGGCCACGGUGCGAGCUACAAAGGGUUCCCAGUUCUUCCUGCUCUCGGUAUACGAUGACCAGGGGGUGCAGCAGCUGGGGCUCGAGGUGGGCCGUUCGCCUGUCUUCCUUUACGAGGACCAACGUGGGCAGCCCCCACCGGAGUUGUACCCCAUCUUCAAGAAGAUCAACCUCGCCGAUGGAAAAUGGCACAGGAUAGCCUACAGUGUGCAGGGCAAGUCUGUGACCCUCUACUUGGACUGCCAGAAGGUGGAGACCCUGGAUCUUCUGCGAGGGGACAAUGCUGUCGUCAGCACAGAGGGCGUCACUGUAUUCGGAACACGGCUGCUGGACGAAGGCGUAUUCGAGGGAGUUAUUCAACAACUGCUGAUUGACGAGGACGCCCAGGCUGCUGCAGACUACUGUGUAAACUACAUACCAGACUGUGACUCUGCUUUGCCACACAACAUCCAAGCCCUCGACCUGCAGGAGAAGUCCCGACUUGGGUCUGAUGCCUUGAUGCCAAGUGCCGAGCCGGAUGAACCAAAGGAGGUCUCCAAAAAGAACAGGAAAGGCAAAAAGAACAAAAAGAAGAGAGACAAGGGCUCGAAAGAAAAACGCAAAGGCAAGGGCAAGGGCAAGGGCAAGAAGGGAUCCAGAAAGAAGAAACACCAGGAGGAGGGUCUCGAGGACGGCUUCCUCCAAGUGUCCACAACUCUGCCUGAGUAUCUAUCUCAGGAACCGUUUCAGCCCACUGAGGUGCCGGAAAGUAAAAGCACCCAAGAAACUUCCAUUCCCGCCGACGUCUUCGACGAGAACCUCGCGGAGAUGCCAACACACGAACCGGACUUCACAAACGAGGCCCCCAACGUGGUGCCCAGUGCAUUGCCUGAAUCAGUGGUUACUGAGGAGGACAGCAAACCAGUGAAGAGGCCAAGGGUGGAAGAGGAUGAGAAUGAUCAUCUGUAUGAUGAUCUCUCAGUUUCCACGGUAACAGGGGGCCCAAACAUUACAGAUUAUGAGAUUCUCGAAUAUGAAAAUGACAAGAACGCCACAGAGUAUGAGGAGUAUGAAAUAUACGAGGAUGGUUUUGACUUUGCAGAGCGGGAAAGGGCAGAGACGUGGGACGGAGAGGCUGGCCGCAGAGCGGAGAAAGGCCAGAAGGGAGAGCCAGCUAUCAUUGAACCGGGUAUGCUAGUGGAGGGACCACCAGGUCUACCAGGGCUAGAGGGGCUGGCCGGCCCAGCUGGACCAACAGGACCUCCAGGACCAAGAGGAGAUCCUGGCGAAUUGGGUCCCCCUGGACGUCCUGGUCUUGCUGGGGUUGAUGGGAUCCCAGGUCCUCCAGGGACCCUGCUGAUGCUACCAUUCCAGUAUGGAGGUGAUUCUCAGAAGGGACCAGUGGUGUCUCCCCAGGAGGCUCAAGCACAGGCUAUCAUGCAACAGGCCCAGCUGUCACUGAAGGGACCUCCAGGUGCAAUGGGUCUUGCAGGGCGAUCAGGCCCACAGGGUCUUCCAGGGUCGUCUGGGCCCAAAGGAGACUUCGGAGACAGUGGCCCUUCUGGAGCACGUGGCUUUCCAGGCCCUCCUGGAAUUAAAGGGAAGCCUGGAAAAAGGGGCCGUGCAGGAGUGGAUGGAGGUCGCGGGGCUCCAGGUGAAACAGGCUCUAAGGGUGACAGGGGCUUUGACGGCCUGCCAGGUAUCGAAGGAAACAAGGGACACAGGGGCGACAGAGGAAAGCCGGGUCCUCAUGGGCCUGCCGGGGAGUCUGGAGAAAAGGGAUCCGAUGGACCUGUGGGGCCAGGAGGGCAACCGGGCGAAUCUGGUCCUCGGGGUCUUGUUGGGCCAAGGGGGCCACCUGGCCCACCUGGCCAACCAGGUAUUCGUGGAACUGAUGGAGUACAAGGCUCAAAGGGCAACCUGGGUCCACCUGGAGAUCUAGGGUCCCCAGGUCAGCAGGGAAAUCCAGGAGUUCAGGGCUUGACUGGUCCUCAGGGUCCCAUCGGAUUGCCAGGGGAGAAGGGUCCCCAGGGGAAACAAGGCAUGCAGGGACUGUCAGGCAUUGAUGGCCCUCCUGGUCACCCAGGAAGAGAGGGCCCCGCGGGAGAGAAAGGAAUCCAAGGUUUAACAGGCGCUCACGGACCUGUCGGGUACCCGGGGACCCGCGGAGUCAAGGGAGCAGAUGGAGUUAGGGGUCUUAAAGGUGGCAAAGGAGAGAAGGGUGAAGAUGGCUUCCCUGGGUUCAAGGGUGACAUGGGGCUCAAGGGAGACAGGGGCGAUAAUGGCGCUCUGGGUGCUCGCGGAGAGGACGGACCAGAGGGGCCGAAGGGCCAAGCCGGAGUCUUGGGAGAAGCAGGGGCUCUGGGGAUCGCUGGCGAAAAGGGUAAACUUGGUGUGCCUGGAUUGCCAGGAUACCCGGGAAGACAAGGUCCUAAGGGAUCACUUGGCUUCCCUGGUAUGGUGGGGGUCCUGGGAGAGAAAGGACGAAGGGGUCCAGCUGGUCAACCAGGGUCUGGGGGCCAAAGGGGUCCUAAUGGAGCCCGAGGGGGAAGAGGAGCAAAGGGACCCACUGGAAAGCCUGGAGAAAAGGGUUCUUCCGGGCAAGAUGGUCCUUCAGGAUCCCCCGGAGAACAGGGGCCCCAAGGACCACAGGGAAGAAAUGGCGAACCAGGAACUAAAGGCCCUAAUGGUCCACCAGGAAAGGAUGGUAUACCAGGUCAUCCAGGCCAGAGAGGCGAACCAGGUUUCCAAGGCAAGAAUGGCCCCCCUGGCCCCCCCGGUGUUGUUGGACCACAGGGCAAAUCUGGUGAGACGGGGCCAACUGGAGACAGGGGCCAUCCAGGUUCACCAGGACCGCCCGGUGAGCAUGGUUUGCCGGGAGCUGCCGGAAAGGAGGGUACCAAGGGAGACCCAGGACCGUCAGGAGCCUUCGGGAAAAGUGGCCCUGCUGGGCUCCAAGGCUUCAGAGGGAGCAGAGGAACACCUGGUGCCAUGGGACCUGCAGGUCUGAAGGGAGGAGAGGGUCUACCUGGUAUUGCUGGAUCGACUGGUGCUACUGGAGAGAGGGGCCCCGCUGGGUCGGCUGGCGCUAUCGGGCAGCCGGGGCGGUCCGGUGGCGUGGGUCCUGCUGGGCCGAUGGGAGAGAAAGGCGAGCCGGGAGAUAAGGGGCCUGUGGGCCCGGCUGGGCAUGAUGGGGAAGUUGGACCUCUAGGGCUGCCAGGAGCUGCAGGACCUGCUGGACCUCCAGGAGAGGAUGGAGACAAGGGAGAAACAGGAGGACCAGGCCAGAAGGGCAGCAAAGGAGACAAAGGAGAAUCUGGACCCCCAGGUCCUCUUGGAAUUCAAGGACCUGUCGGCCAGUCAGGACCAACCGGCGCAGAUGGUGAGCCAGGUCCUCGUGGGCAGCAGGGAAUGAACGGAGCGAAAGGAGAUGAAGGACAAAGAGGCUUUAAGGGGGCAUCUGGUCCUUCUGGACUACAGGGAAUGCCAGGACUACCAGGGGAGAAGGGAGAGAACGGACACGUUGGCUCGAUGGGACCCCCAGGCCAGCAUGGCCCACGAGGCCCUCAGGGACCCAAUGGUGGAGAGGGUCCACACGGAACGCCUGGUGGAGUUGGUCAGCCUGGACUUGUUGGAGAGAAGGGUGAGGACGGUGAGGCUGGAAACCCGGGUUCAGCUGGACAGCCUGGCACUGCUGGUGCUAGAGGCGAUGUGGGGGAGAAGGGUGACUUUGGCCCUCCCGGUGCAUCUGGGCCUCCGGGACCCAGAGGAGUACCAGGCGAGGACGGAUCCAAAGGCGUCCUUGGCCCUAUUGGAUUUCCUGGAGAUUCGGGACCAACCGGAGAACCUGGCGUCAAUGGGGUAGAUGGUGGACCAGGGCCUAAGGGAGACAAUGGAGAUCCUGGCAAAGCAGGACCCCCUGGAGCCUCUGGAGAGCCAGGUCCCUCGGGACCUCCUGGUCGGAGGGGUCAUAUAGGGGCUGCAGGAAAAGAAGGGAAGCAAGGCAUGAAGGGAGCCAUGGGGACAACAGGAACCACAGGUCCAGUAGGUAAGACAGGCCCUGUGGGACCCCAAGGCCAUCCAGGAAGGUCUGGUCCAGAAGGUCUUCGAGGCAUCCCAGGUCCUGGGGGUGAACAAGGGUUAAAUGGGCCACCAGGACAAACUGGACCACCAGGACCAUUAGGGCCACCUGGACUUCUAGGAUUAAGAGGAGACCCUGGAACGAAGGGAGAUAAAGGUCAUGGUGGGCUGAUUGGUCUAAUUGGCCCCCCGGGAGAGUUUGGUGAGAAGGGAGACAGAGGCCUGCCAGGGACAGAGGGUGCACAUGGACCUAAAGGAGACGGGGGAGGGUCCGGCCAACCUGGUCCCACUGGCCCACCAGGUCCACCCGGACUAUCAGGUGCUUUAGGUGAGAAAGGAUCAAAGGGAGACACGGGUAUCGUUGGUCCCAGAGGGGAUACAGGCCCUGCUGGCCCACCAGGUUCCCCGGGACCCCCCGCGACAAUGAUUCAGCCCCUGCCUAUCAGGGAGGGCAAGCGGAAAAAACGGAGGCACUCCGAUCGUGCAGGAGGGGCAGCCCCGUCCAGGCAGGAGGAUGUGGAUCUGGACAUGGAGGAGUUCCUUCAGGGGGAUCAGCCUCUAGAGGACGCAGAGGGAAUGGAAGAAGUCUUUGCUACCCUGUCUUCUAUGAAAAACGAUGUGGAGUUGAUGAGAAGGCCUCUGGGAACUUUUGAGAGCCCUGCACGAACCUGCAAAGAGCUCAUAAUGGUUCAGCCUCACUACAAAGAUGGUGAAUACUGGAUAGAUCCUAACCAGGGCUGUCACCGCGACUCCAUCAAGGUCUACUGCAACUUCACAGCUGACGGAGAGACAUGUCUUUACCCUGACAAGAGGACAGAGAUGGUUAAAUUAGCGGCGUGGAACAAAGAGACGCCCGGAAGCUGGUACAGCCAGUACAGGAGAGGAAAGCAGUUCUCCUACAACGACAGGGAUGGGAACCCUGUGCAUGUAGUUCAGCUGACCUUCCUGAAACUACUGAGUGCCACGGCCAAGCAGAGCUUCACCUACACGUGCCAGAACUCGGCGGGAUGGUUCGACAGCACGUCCCGCUCCCACCAGCACGCCCUCCGCUUCAGAGGCAGCAACGAUGAGGAGCUGACACAAGCCAAAAGUCCCUUCAUCACCGCUGUGCAUGACGGAUGCCAGUCCCGCAAAGGUCAGGAGAGGACAGUGCUAGAGAUCGACUCCCCCUCGGCAGAGCUGCUCCCUAUCAUGGAUGUGGCUCCGGUCGAUUUUGGCCGCAGCAACCAGAAGUUUGGAUUCCAAGUUGGACGAGUAUGCUUCAAUGGUUAACACCUCGCCACUGACAAACAAACAAAAAGACCUGAACAGCAAGUUUUCAGUGAAAGGAACUGGACUUUUACCGCCGCCCGAACAAUAUUUAUUACAUCAUGUUCAUGUACGUGGUGGGAUUGUGGUACACUAUUUAAGAUUCUUCAACAGCCGCUGAAAUAGCUUUUGUGGCUGUACAACAAUCAGAAGAAUGGCGAGGAAGAGGACAAGCAACAGUGGGCACAAAGCACAUUUACCAAAGGGAAAUAUUCCAGUUAAAAAUAUUUUAUAUUUUAUUUUAGUUUUUGUUUAUUUCACUGUUUGAGUGUGCUCCAAUUGAUCCUCAAGGAACGAGGAUUGCGCCACUUCACAAUGACCACUUAUAAAAACAGGACAGAUCUGCUCACAGACAGGAACAGGCUGUCAAGCUGUGUUACGAGUCCGCUAAGUGGGACUUUUCAGAUCAUGGAUGAACUAUAGUUGCUACCUAAUGUUUUACAAAGACGCAGGCUGAAUAAAUCCGAGACGUUGUCAGA